GUUCCUCGGAGUGGCUUUUCUCUCUCUCCCAGCAAGAAUUUCUUCAAGCACCAGACGAGAGAGAGAAUCGUCAAGCCAGGAAGAGAUCAUCAAAUCCCUUUUGAGAGUUUCUUGGAAUUAGGGUUUCUCUGCUGAGAAAAUCAUGGCGGACUUGGAAAAUUUGCUGCUUGAGGCAGCUGGGAGAACCAAUGGGAGAGGAAGGAAUAAGCAGUCAUUACCGCCAUCAAGGAGGAGGCGGGAGGGCUCGUAUUCUGAUCACGGGAGCGACUCCAGGGACGAUGAGUCCGAUGAUAAUCGGGGUUAUUCAAGCAGGAAGCCGUCUGGGUCUCAGGUUCCUUUGAAGAAAAGAUACGAGAGGGACGAUGAUCAAGGAAGUUUAGAAGAAGGCGAUGAUGACUAUGGGGGCUCAGAUCGCAGGGGCGACAGUAGUGAUGAAUCUGAUGUUGGCAGCGACUUGUAUAAGAAUGAAGAUGAUCGUCAACGGCUUGCAAAAUUGUCUGAACUUGAAAGAGAGAUGAUUUUGGCCGAACGAGCAGAAAAGAUGACGGAUAAAAGCAUGGCGAAAAAUUUGAGGAAGGAUAGGAAGACCUCUCAGUCGCGAAAGGAGACACCUCCUCUUGCGUCACGCGGACGCACAUCAUCUAGAUCCGCUGACAGAACAGCUGCCAAGGAUGAAGCUUUAAACGAACUGAGAGCAAAAAGGUUAAAGCAGCAAGACCCAGAGGCUCACCGUAAACUGAGAGAUGGAUCUAGAGGAAGUACUGCUAACCGAGAUUUAUCAUCAGUCAAGAGAAAAGCCUUUCCUGCUUCAAGUCUGAGUAGUUCGAGCCGGAGUGAGAGCGAAAGUCGGUCUGACAGUGAAGAUGAGGCAUCAACUGGCGAUGGACUGGUUGACAGCGACGAUGACAGGGCACUGCCUGGUUCAGAGACUCUGAAAUUUGAGGAUGUUAAAGAGAUUACAGUUCGGAGGUCAAAACUGGGAAAGUGGUUUAUGGAGCCCUUUUUCGAGGACUUAAUUGUUGGUUGCUUUGUAAGGGUCGGAAUUGGAAUGUCAAAAAGCAGACAACCAAUCUAUCGGCUCUGCAUUGUUCGGAAUGUUGACGCCUCAGAUCCUGAUCGACAAUAUAAGCUAGAAAACAAGAUGACAUACAAGUACUUAAAUGUUGUGUGGGGGAAUGAAAGCUCUGCAGCUAGGUGGCAGAUGGCAAUGGUUUCAGACUCCCCACCACUUGAGGAGGAGUUUAAUCAGUGGGUUAGAGAGGUGGAGCGGAGCGGUGGACGGUUGCCUAGCAAGCAGGAUGUGUUGGAGAAGAAGGAGGCCAUCAAGAAAAUUAACUCAUUUGUUUACUCAGCUGCUACAGUGAAGCAGAUGUUGCAGGAGAAAAAAUCGGCCUCAUCAAGGCCGAUGAAUAUCGCAGCUGAGAAGGAUAGGCUGAGGAGAGAAUUGGAAAUUGCACAGUACAAGGAAGAUGAGGCGGAAGUCAAACGGAUCAAAGAGAAACUUCAGCAAUUGGAGGCCACUCGACAAGCUCAGAAGACCGAUGAAAAGGCUAUUAAGCUUGCUGAGAUGAACAGAAAGAACAGGGUUGAGAAUUUCAAGAAUGCCUCAGAAUUGAAACCUGUGAAUACGUCCCUAAAAGCUGGAGAGGCUGGGUAUGAUCCCUUUUCAAGAAGAUGGACCAGGUCAAGGAAUUACUACGUCUCUAAGCCGAAUGGAGGAAAUGAGGCUGGAGGUGCCAAUGACAAUGGUAAUGUUGCAUCCGUGGUUGCUGAGAGCAAUGGGUCGGGCCCAGUCGUGUCAGAAGCCGGUGUGGUGGCAACGGUUGAGGCGCUUGAAGCUGCUGCUGAUGCUGGGAAAUUGGUUGAUACGAACGCGCCGGUUGAUCAGGGCACUGAAUCAAAUAUGUUGCACAAUUUUGAACUUCCAAUUUCAUUGAAUGCACUUCGGAAGUUUGGUGGGGCACAAGGAGCAUUAGCUGGUUUCAUGGCUAGAAAACAGAGGAUUGAAGCGACAGUUGGAUGCCGUGUGCCAGAGAAUGAUGGGAGGCGGCAUAUUUUGACAUUGACAGUUAGCGAUUAUAAGAGACGGAGAGGGCUCCUCUGAGUAAUGAUUCGACCAAAUGGCGUUUAUGAAGGCGACGUAUUCCUAGUCCUCCAUCCUGUCAAACCAGUGAUCCAUGCUUGUGAUUUUUAUCGGUGGGUUCGCUUGGGGUCUGCCUCAUCUUGUGGACUUUUUUUGCCUUUAUAGUGACUUCCAUGCAGUGCACCUGCCUUUGCUUGUUGUGUAUCUAUUGAACCCAGGCUAGGUUUUGUCUUGGGACAUGUUUCAUUAGCUUAAAUGAGCAGAUUUACACUUGGGUAUCGUUGUC
Molecule: messenger RNA, 2369 nt
Organism: Syzygium oleosum
Lineage: Eukaryota; Viridiplantae; Streptophyta; Magnoliopsida; Myrtales; Myrtaceae
Product: protein RTF1 homolog
Exons: 2
Coding region: 143-2104 (653 amino acids)
Cellular component (GO): Cdc73/Paf1 complex
Molecular function (GO): DNA binding; RNA polymerase II C-terminal domain phosphoserine binding
Source: RefSeq, a predicted model, not a curated record